AUGGCAGCUAAGACAGCCCGCAGACUCCUUGCCCCUCUGAUAGUCCGCUUGCAGUACAUGUACCAUGUCUUCCAUAGAAGAGACAACCCGACCAAAGACCAGACUGACACCAGCUUGAUAUCUAACGUAACGCUGCACAUCAGCAUCACCCUCGCGACAGUGCCCUGCGCCAAGCCGUUCUUUGUCGUCUUUGAAGGCGGCGCAUUCAGGUCUCCCACCGACCCCCUGAACACGACCGGAAACUCUCCAUCUGGUCCUGCGACUGGAGGCUCAGCCCAAGUCGGCCAUGCCAGACCACGUCCGCCUCGACUUCCCUCACACCAACCCUAUGCCAUGUCAACGCCAACUCCCUCCCCACAGCCGUCACCUGCAAUGCCAAUCACCUGGAACCGCCGCCAAUCUUUCGCACCGGCUUCUCCGCCAGCCCAACAGCCCAAAGCCGUCGCCAAAUCACUCACGAUUAGAAGAAGCCCUUGGUAUUUCAAAAGCCGUCGCAUCACUUGGACCAGGCGCCAUCAAUCUCACACCACAUCCAACGCUCCAUCCUCCCCAGACGGAAGCCAUCGCUCCUCGAGAAGAUCCGCCGUCACGCGGUUCACCAGUCCGUUCUCCAGCCUGCGAACCACCGCCUCGCGACAAGCACGAUCUGAGCUCCUAGCACCGAGAGAACUGGAGCCCCGCGACCGCAGCCAGGGGUCACGACUCUCGUCACGAUCGCACUCUCGCACCCGCCGUCAAAGCGAGGUAGAUUGGUUUUCGGGUCUGCAUGGCGAAGGUGGCAAGACUCGGACCACGAUUGGGCAUGACCCGGAGCAUGCAGAGGAGGCCGCUCGUCAACGAUCGAAGGGGUCGGAUGAAGCCCGGCGGCAGCGAAAUUACCAGAUCAUGGCCCAGCAGUCGUUCAGUGUGAGGUCUGAUCCUGCGCCGACUGCUACCGCUACGCCCAUAGAUACGCCUCCGAUGGAAAGGGAAAGUCCUGUGAUUCAGAUCACGCCUUGGGCGAGUUGA
Molecule: messenger RNA, 1008 nt
Organism: Zasmidium cellare ATCC 36951
Lineage: Eukaryota; Fungi; Ascomycota; Dothideomycetes; Mycosphaerellales; Mycosphaerellaceae
Exons: 1
Coding region: 1-1008 (335 amino acids)
Source: RefSeq, a predicted model, not a curated record